GAUUUCGCUGGAGAUUGUAUCAACCAACGACAAACAAUCGACAACCCGACGACAAGAUGGUUUCCGCUAAGAAGCACGUUCCUAUCGUCAAGAAGCGCACCAAGCGUUUCCACAGACAUCAGAGCGAUACCUACAAAUGUGUCGACGCAAGCUGGAGAAAGCCUAAGGGUAUUGAUAACCGUGUCCGAAGACGUUUCAAGGGACAAAUGGUUAUGCCAUCGAUUGGUUUCGGUUCCAACAAGAAGACCCGCCACAUGAUGCCAUCCGGACACAAGGCUUUCCUCGUCAACAACACAUCCGACGUCGAGCUUCUCCUCAUGCACAACAAGACCUUCGCCGCAGAGAUCUCCCACGCCGUUUCAUCGAGAAAGAGAGUUGAGAUUGUUGCACGCGCUAAGGCACUUGGUGUUAAGGUUACCAACGCCAAGGCCAGAGUUACUACUGAGGUUUAAGCGGAUGGUUUUGUUUGGGCAUUUUGCAUUGGGAUGGGAAUGCUUGUUAGCACAAGCAAAGGGCUUUGCAGAAUUAUAGCAAAAGCUCUUUGAUAAAUGAAGAUCCUUAAGCAAAUCUCUGACCAUCACACGAAUCGCUACAUGUGAUGAUUAUUCUCCUACCGGAUCUUCUAUACGCUACCUAUGAUCUCCACGAUGUUCCGAACUCGCCCUCCAAGAAUCCGGAUAUGUGAAGGUUCGGAAAAUAUUUCUAUGGCGUUCGCAGGCGGUCUGUUUACCAAAAGCUGCAUUGGGGAGUGGCCACUCCGAAUUUUAUUCAAGGAAUUUUAGGGGCAACCCAAUUCACAGCGCUUUUGGGAACAUUAUAGACACGAAUUCAAAUGGGGCCUCUCCCUUCACGUUCAAAACCCUACACGUCCAGCAAGUCUCAAAUACCCUGUUGUGCUUCAUUACAUUCUCCCACUGCCUAGCUGUCUCCCUGUAUCAGUCAUCGUCCUGUCAUCUCUGAAAGCAUCGCAACUUAAUUAUGAAUCGAAGUGAAUUCGUGACUAUUCAACUUCGUCCA
Messenger RNA from Botrytis cinerea B05.10, 1017 nucleotides. RefSeq names its product Bcrpl32 (gene Bcrpl32). Bases 57 to 452 code for a protein of 131 amino acids. The transcript has 5 exons. Gene Ontology annotation, molecular function: structural constituent of ribosome. The record is from RefSeq and is a predicted model, not a curated record. Lineage: Eukaryota; Fungi; Ascomycota; Leotiomycetes; Helotiales; Sclerotiniaceae. Gene Ontology annotation, cellular component: cytosolic large ribosomal subunit; ribosome. Gene Ontology annotation, biological process: translation.